AUGGAGUCGGAUGCGGAGCUGUUGCGCCAGUUCCCGCUCCUUGUGCCCCAGAACUGGGCCAAAACGGUGUAUGAGGGAUUCAUUUCGGCUCAGGGAAGAGAUUUCCACAUUAAAAUCUUGUUGCCUGAAGAUUUACAACUAAAAAAUGCAAGAUUACUAUGCAGUUGGCAGUUGAGAACAAUACUUAGUGGAUAUCAUCAAAUAAUACAACAGAGAAUGCAACACUCUCCUGAUCUACUGAGCUUUAUGAUGGAGUUGAAGAUGGUCCUGGAAGUUGCUUUAAAGAACAAGCAAGAGUUCUCUAUCCUACCUACUCCACAGUUCUACUCAAGUGUUACCCAAGAAAUAGAAGUUCUGGGUUGGGAUAAACUUGUUUAUGUGGAUUCUUCCUUCAGUACCAUCAAGUUAAAAGCUGUAGAUGAUUCUGGUAGACAGCAUCUAAUCACUCUCAAAUUGAAGCCGAAGUACCCUGCAGAAUCGCCAGAUUGUUUUGUUGAUUUUCCUGUCCCUUUUUCUCUUUCUUGGACACCACAGGUCACUGACCAACCCAAACUGCAUACAAAAAUUGCAAUUUUACCAAGUUCCUUAAUAAGUAUUCACAAUCAGUUUUCAUCAGCAUUAGAAUCACUGAAGGCAUUCUGGGAUGUUAUGGAUGAAAUUGAUGAGAAGACUUGGGUACUUGAGCCAGAAAAACCAACACGGAGUGCAAAAGCACGGAGGAUUGUCUUAGGGCAUAAUGCUUCAUUAAACAUUGAGGUAGACCCUAGGCAUCCUACUAUGCUUCCUGAAUGCUGCUUUCUUGGCGCUGAUCAUGUGACAAAACCUUUGGGAAUCAAGUUGAGCAGAAACAUACACUUAUGGGAUACAGAAAAUACUGUGUUACAAAAUUUGAAAGAUGUUUUAGAAAUCGAUUUUCCAGCUCGUACUGUCUUGGAAAAAUCGGAUUUUUCUAUGGAUUGUGGAAUUUGUUAUGCCUAUCAACUUGAUGGUGCCAUUCCUGAUCAAGUAUGUGAUAAUUCACAGUGUGGACAACCUUUCCAUCAAAUAUGCUUAUAUGAGUGGUUGAGAGGACUGCCAACUGUCAGACAGAGUUUUAACAUCAUAUUUGGUGAAUGUCCCUAUUGUAGUAAGCCAAUUACCUUGAAAAUAUCUGGGAGGAAACCCUAAAAGAAAAAGAAUAUGGUAUCUCUGUAAAGAACUGGAAAUUUGGAAAAUUAUCUUCAGAGAAAAUGUAAAGCAAGAUAUACUAACAGCAAAAGACAGAGGAAGA
Suncus etruscus (white-toothed pygmy shrew) is the source of this 1270-nucleotide messenger RNA. It is a transcript of the gene FANCL, whose product is annotated as FA complementation group L. Gene Ontology annotation, cellular component: nucleus; Fanconi anaemia nuclear complex. NCBI's taxonomy places the organism in Eukaryota, Metazoa, Chordata, Mammalia, Eulipotyphla, Soricidae. The record is from RefSeq and is a predicted model, not a curated record. Gene Ontology annotation, biological process: interstrand cross-link repair; protein monoubiquitination. The transcript is spliced from 16 exons. The coding region runs from base 1 to 1167 and encodes 388 amino acids. Gene Ontology annotation, molecular function: ubiquitin protein ligase activity.